UCGCUUCGCGAUGGUUUCGUGUUCUGCGUAGGUCGUAGCAGAAGUUCUGUGGUAGAAGCUGCAGAAGAGGAUUGUCGUUCCACGAACGCCUCAAACGACGCGACAUUCGAGGCGUUCGCGGCCGUUUAAUCGCCCGCAAUGAGGCUGUUAUCUGCCUGGAAGCCUUUGGGCAGCGCUUGGGUGCAGAAGUCGAGCCGCUGCUACUCGGUCACCGCUAAUGGCGAGUACCUGCGCGGCUACGUGAGCGACAUGAUGGUGCGCUUUCGCGUCGCCCUGCGGACCCUGUGGCCCCGUGGUCGAGUGGCCGUCCGCCGGGGCCAGGGCCCGCCCGUUCUAUCCCGUUACCUCCAGCGCUGGGCGAAGCACACGCGAGCGGCCGACCUGCGGAGACACGCCGCCCGUCAGCUGUUCGCCGGCGCUCGCCUGCCGCUGAUGGGACUCACAGGCGUCUGUCUCAUCAACAAACCGUCGCUGGUCACUAGCGAAGAGGAGCUAGAGAGCGUCUGCGUCGCCCUGCGGGAGUUGGCCGUGACAAUGAGCCAGCAGCAGGUGGUGGCUGAGGUGCCAGACAAGGCACCAGUCAAGCUAAGUGACCUGGAGCUGGGCACAGUACUGGGCAAAGGCGCCAAUGCUGUUGUGUACAGUGGCCGCUGGAGGGCACCUGUCAGAAGCCAGCCGCCUCCAGUGACAACCAAUGACAGCAAAGCUGCCAGUGCUCCCUUGCUCAUAGCUGCUGCCAAAGAGGCAGACUCAGAUAUUGAGCAGACACAGAAAGAGGCAUCAACAGCAACGGACUCUACAGAGCCUGUGAAACACAUGCAAGAGUUCUCCCCUGCUGCUGCCAUGAAGGAGUUGGCAAGUGAUGGGCCCCCCUUUGACCUGGCCGUCAAGGUCCUCUUCAACUACUACGCAGCCUCCAAUGCAGCCUCCAUCUGGGACUCGCUGCAGAAGGAGUGCCUGCCCGUGCUGGUCAACCAGCUGCUGCCCACAGGCUCGUGGCGCUGCCGUCUGCCCCCCCAUGCAAAUGUAGUGGAGAUGCCAGUGGCAUUUGCGGACUCGGUGUCCCUGCUGCCUGGUGCCACCGUGCUCUGGCCCAGCGCCCUGUCUCCUCGCCUGCACCCCCGAGGCUGCGGGCGCAAUGCCACCCUCUACCUGGUGAUGCGCAGGUACCACUGCAGCCUGGCAGAGUACCUGCGGACUGGGGCAGCUGGCAAGGAUCCCCAGGUACGGCUGAGCCUGCUCUGCCAACUGCUUGAGGCUGUCUGCCACCUAAGACAGCACGGCGUGGCCCACCGUGACCUCAAGGCUGACAACCUGCUACUUGACCUUUCUAGGGGUGCAUCAUGUCCAAAGCUGGUCCUGUCAGACUUCGGCAGCUGCCUUGCCGACACCAACCUGCGACUUCACUUUGUCUCGCCCGAGGUCAACCGGGGCGGCAACCCAGCUCUCAUGCCUCCCGAGGUUGCAGGAGCCGAGCCAGGCCUGCUUUCGGUGAUAGAUUACCAGCGAGCUGACCUGUGGGCAGCGGGAACGCUGGCCUAUGAGUUGUAUGGGGCACCAAACCCCUUUUACCACCAGGACAGCCGAACCUAUGCCGAGUCGGACUUGCCCCAGCCACCAGAUGCCAUGCCUCCUGUGGUGCGAGCCUUGGUCCAGGAUAUGCUGCGAAGGGACCCAAGACAGCGCCCCAGUCCAGGCGUUGCCGCAACCAUCUGCCAGAUGCUCCUUCUCGCUCCGAAAGACCUCCUUGGUGGUCCUAAUGACUGCGCAGAUGCACGACGAGUGCUGCGUUGGCUGUGCAGCCUCGCAGCCGACACCUUGCCCCACUGGGAUUGCAGGAAAGAGAGGAGAGUUUCUCGAGCAGCUCUGCAGAGUCUUCCGCAGCCACCUCCUGGAGCUUCCACUCUGGCAACAGAGUGUGCCCUUACCAAGGAUCACGCAGUAGAUGUGGGCCGCAGAGCUGCGAUUCACAGCAAAGAUUUUCCAGAAGAGACUAAGGACAAGGGACUAGGUGAAAGGAUGAUGGGCAUCCCAGAGGCCGUUCACACUGUCGUCACAUCGGAUCACACAGCCUCACAUUUUGGCAAACCCAAGCUUAAUUCAAUGUCUCUUGAACUUGCAAAGGUCCUGCUGUCUAGAGUCAGCUUGCCACAAGCGCUCGAAGCACUCCGUUAUAUCUGGGCUCACCAGACCUGCAACUAACAUUAGACUAGCAAGUGUUUUGGAAAAAAAUUAAGACCCUUUUGUUGCCCCAUGCACUGCUAUGUGCUGAACAUUUAUAUUUUUUUCUCUCGAGUACCUGUAGCCAAAUUCCUGGCUGGAAUGUUUUCAAGCUAGCACUUAAAUGGCAUGUCAGCUUAACAUGCAAGUACAUAUAGUGUUGGAUAAGUACGAAUAAUGCAAGUGCACAACAAAACAACAAAGUUAGUAUUUUCUUGCAGAGCUUAAUAAACAUGCAGAUGCAGUGGCAAACUAGCGUUCCAAACAUUGUUAAGAAUCAACAAUGUAGAGAAAGUGUGCAAUAAAGAUAUCAAUCUAA
Messenger RNA from Dermacentor andersoni, 2539 nucleotides. It is a transcript of the gene Pink1, whose product is annotated as PTEN-induced putative kinase 1. Gene Ontology annotation, cellular component: mitochondrion. The record is from RefSeq and is a predicted model, not a curated record. Gene Ontology annotation, molecular function: ATP binding; protein serine/threonine kinase activity. Gene Ontology annotation, biological process: regulation of apoptotic process; autophagy of mitochondrion; positive regulation of mitochondrial fission. NCBI's taxonomy places the organism in Eukaryota, Metazoa, Arthropoda, Arachnida, Ixodida, Ixodidae.